Molecule: messenger RNA, 2071 nt
Organism: Micropterus salmoides (largemouth bass)
Lineage: Eukaryota; Metazoa; Chordata; Actinopteri; Centrarchiformes; Centrarchidae
Gene: terf1
Product: telomeric repeat binding factor (NIMA-interacting) 1
Exons: 10
Coding region: 47-1171 (374 amino acids)
Biological process (GO): telomere maintenance
Cellular component (GO): nucleus; chromosome, telomeric region
Molecular function (GO): protein homodimerization activity; telomeric repeat DNA binding
Source: RefSeq, a predicted model, not a curated record
GAAAUGAAGUUACUUCAAGAAGAACAGCAAAACUGCGAAUUUAAGCAUGGAUUCUGAAAGUAACAACAAAAGCGUGACAGACGCAAGUUCAACAGAUGAAAGUGUCAGUUUUUCCCAUGUCACCGCUGUGGCCACUGGAUGGAUGUUGGACUUUAUGUUUGUAAGUUUGUGUCGGCAUUUCCAGGAAGGCAAACAUGAUGAAUUCAAUGAAACGCUUUCGACGUUAGAGGGCAUUUCUCAGAGUUCAUCUCUGAAAGGAGACCUCCAUGAUGAGAAAAUGAUGAUAUGUGCUUUCCUUGCAAGAGUCAUGCAUGGAAAGCAAUUGGAUGUCCAGUUUGAAGAGGAUGACCGUGUGAUGCCUCUGAUGUCUGCCGCCAAAAUAUGGUCAAAACUGGAGAAAACUGUGGCAGACGAAGGAGUGUUCAAAAACGUUACCAUCCUUUUGCUUGUGCAGUCUGUGUCUGUGUGCUUGGAGAAAGGCCAAAAAUCUUCGGCCGUCUCUGCUCUCAAGUGGUUUGAGAAAAACCGUGAGUUACCACAGAACUUCGGCACUAAGCUGUCAACAAUAGUGACACAAGGGGAAACGUACCACCCAUUCUUUACAAGCUUCAGCUUCAGUCGACUGCUGGAGGCAACCCAGUCUUUCUUGGAUGCCUACUUGGAGAAGAAUCCCUCUGACUACAUUCUCAAGGCGGCCACAGAGAUGGUCAAGUCGUCGCACAACUUUGAAGGUUUGGAGGACGUGGUGACGCAGGACAGCCCUCUGUCCAAACCAGACGACACAUCAGACGAAGAAUCAUCAGAGGAUAGAAAGAAAAAGGAGAACACUGUACAUUUGAGAACAAAACGGAAACUACUGUCAACUAAAAUGACUGAUGUAUGGAAACCUGAUAUAUGCACGACGCCUUUUGUGUCUCUCAGAAGAAUCUCCCAGAAUGAGUUAUCUCAGAUGAUAUCAGAGAAGUCAAUGAAUGCCUCGCCGAUCAAAAAAACAAGAAAACCACCUCAGAAAUGGACAGCCCAGCUUGACAAAUACCUCAAGAAUGGUGUUAAACGUCACGGCCAGGGGAAGUGGUCUCGCAUAUUAAUGGAUUAUGACUUUGAAGGACGCACUGGCACCAUGCUCAAAGACCGCUGGAGGGUCCUAAUGAGGACUCAUGAAGUCGGCUGAGGAGGGACAGCGCCUCUCGAGCAAUUUGCCUGUAGAUAAAAACAUUAUCAGCUGAUCCGCUCAUUUAACCUGUUUCAGCCCUGUGGACUAAUUGCUGAAAUAGUUCCUUUGUGUUAUUGGUGUUUUUAUUUGCUGCUGUUCUGUCUGCAUUAAGAAAAUAUACCACUAGAGGGCACUUAACACAGAACAGUGAAUUGGACUAUAUUUAAUAUAUUUUUGCCAGAAAAUCGUUAAAUGAAUAGAACUCUGGGUAGUUACAAUAAAAAUAAGCAAAAUCAGUUUUAAAAAAAGGUAAAAUGCUGUACAAGUGUGCUGCAAAGUUAUACAGAACAAUGGAAAUGUGCAUGGCGACUACAGUGAUUUGCUUUUAUCAAUGUGUAGCAUAUUUAUCAGAAAUAUAACUGCAUUGCACCACUGUUGAGUCUUAAGUCUCUUCUUAGUUUUGAAAGCCUGCUGUAUUGAGGCAUCAGAUCUGAAAAGUAUUUCGGUUUCUCUGACAAGGGGAGCUUUGCUUGGCUGCAGAAUGUUAUUGUGGACACCAGAUCAGAGAUUGUUCCUUGGUGCUUUUGUUUGGAUCAGAUGAAGACGAAGCUGUGUUGUGGUGGACAGUCGCACUGCUGGGUUUUCUGGAUCUUCUUCCAUGUCCCGCUGCACUGUUGGUUCCCCACCGCCUGCCAGUGGAGCACAGCUUCUCUGCAACACAGUCACAGUCGCAGCGUGUAUGGUUUUCACACCACCAUCUGCAUAGUUUUACACAUUCACAUCUGUGCAGUACAUGUGGAAGUUUAACUGAUGUACUGCCUUGCUCAAGGGCACGUUAAGGUUUCAUGGCUUGCUAAAUAUGGUUAUUUUGACUUGUUUCAAAAUGUUCAAUAAAUUUGGGAUUGAUAUAAUGUAAAA